Brugia malayi is the source of this 492-nucleotide messenger RNA. It is a transcript of the gene Bma-hint-1, whose product is annotated as putative HIT-like protein F21C3.3, putative. Gene Ontology annotation, molecular function: hydrolase activity. Gene Ontology annotation, cellular component: cytoplasm; nucleus. Lineage: Eukaryota; Metazoa; Nematoda; Chromadorea; Rhabditida; Onchocercidae. The record is from RefSeq and is a predicted model, not a curated record. The transcript has 3 exons. Bases 1 to 492 code for a protein of 163 amino acids. Gene Ontology annotation, biological process: purine ribonucleotide catabolic process.
AUGUCAUUCUUGCUGACAACGCGAGCAUUAUGCUUACUCUCCCAACGGAAUUUUAAAUUUUGUGAAACUUAUCAACAAAAACAACAAUGGCACACUUGUAUGUUAAGAAAAAUGAAAUCGGAAGUGGAGAAAGCUCAGAAAGCUGGUCGGAAGGAUGAUACAAUCUUCGGAAAAAUUAUUCGUAAAGAAAUACCUGCUAACAUCAUUAUGGAGGAUGAUAAUGUUCUGGCUUUUCAUGAUAUUAGUCCACAAGCACCAGUACAUUUUCUCGUAAUACCUAAGAAAUCAAUCGCAAUGCUGCAAGACGUCGAGGAUCAGGACGAGACUAUAUUAGGGAAGCUGUUGGUGGCUGCAGCUAAAACAGCAAGUAAACUGGGAUUGGAAGAUGGCUAUCGAGUAGUUAUCAAUAAUGGGAAGCAUGGAUGUCAGAGCGUUUAUCAUCUUCAUGUUCAUGUGAUGGGCGGACGUCAGCUUGGUUGGCCACCAACAUAA